This is a messenger RNA of Seriola dumerili (greater amberjack), 5571 nucleotides long. It is a transcript of the gene armc5, whose product is annotated as armadillo repeat containing 5. NCBI's taxonomy places the organism in Eukaryota, Metazoa, Chordata, Actinopteri, Carangiformes, Carangidae. Bases 290 to 4165 code for a protein of 1291 amino acids. The transcript has 8 exons. Gene Ontology annotation, cellular component: cytosol. Gene Ontology annotation, molecular function: protein binding. The record is from RefSeq and is a predicted model, not a curated record. Gene Ontology annotation, biological process: anatomical structure morphogenesis.
CAUUGAUCAAAUAGAGCUUUAAUUCGUCAUUUGAUGUGCAAAAAUACGUUACAUUGAGAAUAUACACGUCCAUUACGUAGAAUAACGCUUGUUCGGCCUUCUUCACGAUGUAGGCCUGUUUUGCAGGGAGUAGACCGGAGCUGCUGGAACUCAAUCUCCCGUCAGCGACUGCGGCAUCAGUAUUUCCCUGGGUGCGUCCAGUCAUGCUCCACAGAGUGUAUAGUAUCUGGUUGAACUGAGAGGAGGAAAGUUAAGAUAAGUGAACCGUCGCUUAACAUUCAGAGGGACCAUGGCUGCAAAACCUGCGCAAGGUGACUGGAAACAAUCUCGAGCACCCUCCAGAGAAGGACACUCAGCAUCACCAGAGUCUUCUCUGACCUGGUGCUUGGCUCAUCUUUCUAAGCCUGGAUCAUCUGAACAUCACGGGCAUGGCAAGGGAGACACAAGCGGUGGCAGAGAAAUGGACAAGAGGUCCAGAGUCUCUCAGUGGCGAGCUCUGGUUGCUAUCCGCACGCAGCACAUCAAGGGUGACAAGGCUGGUAUUGCCAGAUUCAGAACUCAAGGUGGUCUCCGGCCCCUGCUGGACCUGCUUAAACACCCAGAGUGCUCCAGGAAAACACUGGACCUGGCGCUGAGCAUCCUGGCCAACUGCUGCACUGAGCUGGAGACACGUAUAGAGAUUCGUAAGCUUGAUGGAAUAAAUGUUGUAGUGGGGAUCCUGAAGAGAAAUGUGGCCCUGGAGACUGUCCAGAACCGAGCAGCCCGGGCUUUGGGGAAUUUGGCCAUGGAUCCAGAGAGUUCUGCCCUCAUUCAUUCUGCUGGUGGUGUUCCUCUUCUCCUCCUCUGUGUGUCUCUUUCCUCUGCCCCAUCCUCCCCCACUGCUGCUCCACCCAAAGACCCAUGUCCUAAACUGGAGUGCGCUCAGUCAGCUGCUCGGGCCCUCCUCUACCUCUCCGAUACUCCCUCUAACCGCCUGUCACUGCUCACCCAAGGGACCUUAUCAGCCCUUGCCCCUCUCAUUGCUCCAGAAUAUCCCCAGGGACUGAGGCGGGCGGCGCUCAGGACCAUCCACGAGCUGACGCGGGGCUGUGGUGUUGAAUGUGCCAGGGAGGUGUCCCGUUCUGGGGUCCUUGCACAACUCAGUGUCAUGGCGUCAGGGGAGUCUGGUAAACCUUUUGAAGAGCUGGCACUGAAAACUCUGGCCAACAUGUGCUCCCAAGGCUGCCUGCGCCCUCUGGUGGGGUCACUGGGCGUCAUUCAGAAGUUCACAGAGGAAGUGAAAAGGGACCUGCUCAAAUCUGGAGUCUUCCUCAAGGCGCUGUGCUUGUGCUGUAAGGAGGCGGUCAACCGGGCCAAGGUGAAGGAGAGUGGUGGACUGGAGGUGCUCAUUGGCUUUUUGUCAGCCCAUCAGAGUCAUCCGCUUUCCCGGCUAGCCAUUCUGGCCUGUGUGGACUUUGUUUUUGAUGAAUCUGCCAUGGAGCAGUUGCAAGAAUUAGGGCUGGUCCCUCUGCUUGUUGCGCGACUAGUUGAGCUCACCAGAGGAGAGGAACAAUCUGCUGAGAAGAUGGAUGUGAGCAUCACGUCGAGCAUGUCUCCCACUGAGCUGCUGCCCUCAUCAUGUUUUGAAUCUUUUGACUUUCCCCCUCCUGAAGGCUACAAGAAGGAAGAAGGUGGCCGGGAGCAAAGUGUAGGUUCAUCAAGCUUUCAAAGUCUCAGGUCCUGGUUGGUGUCUGAGGGAUUGAUCUCUUCUGAGGGGGACCUGCUGGAUUCCUCUGGUGUUGACGGGGAAUGGGGGAGUCUUCAGAUCCCAGCAUCUUCAUCCCCUCAAACUUCAUCACCGAACCCUGAUUCCAGUUCCGUUAAAAUCUCUUCUUCGUCGAGCCCUACUCUCUCUUCUGCUUCUAAAAAAGCAGCUCAGCCUUCCCCUGUGUCCUCUUCAGCCCAGCUCCAACCAUCAUCCCCGAAGAAAGUCACUGAUCCACCUCCCUCUAGUCCUCAGCCCUCCAGUGCAGUCACACCCCAAAAUCAGCCCAGUUCCUCCACUGUGUCCUCUCCCACUAAAACAACCCAAACACCCGUGUCUCCGUCAAAGUUCUCAUCCCCUCACAGAAGGAGGCAGCGGGCCCAUUCAGCAGUUGCUUUGACUAAGGUCACUCUUGACACCCCUCCCUCUGCACCCCGCCAGAUGGCUUACCACCACCCUUACCACCCUGAACCCUGGACGCCAGAGUCGCCCAUCCUGCUGCUGCUGUCGCGCUUCUCCCACGCCACUGACCCAAGCGCUGCUCUGGUCAGCUCAGGCGUCAUGUCCGGCUUGCUCUACUACCUCACCCAGCACCAGGACCCCAGCAGCAGGUGCUUCAGAAUGCUUUGCCGACUGAGCUGCAACCCAAACUGUUUGCAGGCGCUGGUCCGAACGGGCUCGGUGGCAUUGAUUCGCCACCAUCUCUGCCAGAGAGAGGGAGCGUUCGAGGGAGAGGAGAGGCAGACAGACCGAGUGAAAGCCAAAAUUAAACAACUUGGUGUUGCACUUCUCAAUAAUCUGCGUGUCCAGUGUGAGUCUGGAUUUGGCUCUGGGGUUCUUGCACAUGUGAUGCUCUCAGGCUCUGAGUCAGACAAGAUGAACUGUGCGCUGUCACUGCCAUUAAUCAGCAGCAACAAGUCCCUAUUGAAGAAGCUUCUUCUGGACAGUGGUGGGCUACUCUUGGCUCUGCAGCCACUUGGUUGCGAUGAUGAUGAUGCGGAUGAGGACAACCCUGCUGAAUGUGGAAGGUUGCUUUCUGACAUGUUUAAUUCGCCACUCCCAGGCCUGACCUCUCAGCUCCACUCACUGUACCUCUCUCUCCUGAUUGGAUGCCUGUCUACCCUGACGGGUAGCAUUAAAACUGAGCUUAACAAAAAACAUGCACAUCCAAAACAGCCAGUCGGUAAAAUUGGCAGAGUUUUGCCCCCUCCAUCAAAAAAGCCUCGGCUAGCAGACGCAUGUCCUUAUGGCCUCUCGAACUUUGACCUCCUCUUGCUGCUGGACGACGGGACUCAGGUCCCCGCCAACAGGGAGGCUGUGGCUGGGGUGGGUGAGACAGACGGGGUCGGCUCUGAAUACUUUAGGGCUCUGUUGAGAGGUGGAUUUGGUGAAGCUCAGGGUAAUGCAGAAGAAGCCAUCCACAUCAAAGAUGUUAGCACGGGUAUGUUACUACCGGUGCUGCAUUACCUGCAUGGAUGUCGCUUCACCAAGGACAAAGAAACAACAAAGGAAAAGGAUGAAGAAGAGAGGGAAGGAGGGAAGUGCCCGAUUUUGGACUCACUGGUCCUUGAAGGACUGAGUAUCUGCCCAAAGGAGACAGAGGAGCGCUCCAGAGAAGAGUUAGCUUUCCAGAAAACACCUUUAGGUGAGGUGAUGAUUGGAGCGUGCCGAUUUUUGGUGACUGAGCUACAGAGAGAGUUGGAGGAUCUCUGUGUGUCUCUUCUUCUGUCCUGCUCCUCCAAGGCUGCUAGUAGAGCUGCAUCAGCUCCCACAGAAGACAACGCUGAAAAGGCUGCAUCUAAAAUGGACCAAGAGUGCCUGGAGUCUGCCGAGGAGAACCUGGCUAAUCGAACAUCUGAGCUGGAGCUGACCGGUUUCGAGAUGCAAACAGAAAAUUUACAAGGGCAGACAAAGCAACCAAACAGUUCUCCACAGAAAACACACAGUAAGAAAACCUCUCCCACUGGAACAGUUCAGAAAGUCAACAGAGGCCUCAAUACAGCUCCAGACCAGAAGGCAGUCAACAGUGUCACUUCAGUUUCCAAAUCCAGCUGUGCAUCAGUUGUGGACAAAUCACUCGAUCCAGAAGAGUUGAGGUUAAGAUCAAAGGACCUGAUUAAAGGUUCAGCAAAGCUUCUGAAAUCAGCAGCUCAGGACUCCUCUUCUUCCUCACAAGAAGGUGCAGGUGGUGGGGCUCUGGCUGUGUUCCUCCCGCAGGUAUACUGGUUUUCCCAGUGCUACAGUUACCCGGCACUGGGUCGAGCCUGCCUGUCUCUGCUGCUGGGCUGUCAGGACUGUCCUCGCCCCUUCUUGUCCUCCUCCCUUGCUGGGGAUUGCCUUCGCAGACUAGCCCGAGGGGCUGACGGCGUGGAGGCUCUGAAACAGGAUCUACUAAGUUUGGCCACAGUAUCUCUGAGUUGAGCAAGGAGCGUGUUAGAGUGGAGUGAGUGGUGGCAUGAAUUCAGAGGGCGUAGAUGAAGUGAGAGUUGACUUGAUAUGAGCUUCUAGAAAAAUUGCCAUUGUGUUAAUCUUAUCAAAUAAUAGGAUAGUACAAGUGCAGGUUAUAAUCACAACACGAUUAUCUGAAAAACAUGCUGUAUGAAUUUCUUCAGUACUAACAGAACUGACUGCUGUUCUAUUUUCAUAAUUUGGAAACAUACAUUUUUAUUCAGUUUUGCUGUAAAUUGAUAUAAACUGUAGCCCGUCCCAGCAUGACACAAUUUUGUUAUCAUUUACUGUUGUUGGAUUAACUCCUAAUGACAAUUGUAUUGUGAUUGUUUUAAUUUUAUUUUAUUUUUAUUUUGGGGGGGAAAAGUCUAAACAAAUGUCUACAGUGCAUUUGAUAAAUGUCAUUUAGCUGGAAGUACUGGAAUUAUCAGGGUUGGUCAAGGACCCAGUUGUUUAUUUUGUACAUAGAGAUAAUAUGGAAUAGCAGAUAUACAGUGUAUAGGAUUCACCUGACCCAUAUAAAUUUAUGCCACUGAAUAUAUUGUUGGAGCAUCAUUUUGCCUUCGGUUUCUUAUUGUUGGAGUGUGAUUGUGUAUGCAGAAUGGCUUGAGUGAAUGUCAGUGGGUCAUAUUGCUUCAGUUGCACAACAAAGAGUGAAAUAGCUGUUUAUUGGAUUCCCUUAAAAUUUAGUGGACACUUGCAGUCCCAUUUUUGAAUUUCCACUUGGCAUGCUAAUGUUACUAAAUGUUAGCAUUUUAAAGGUCAUGGCUGUGGCUGGUAAUGUUCUAUAUUUUUCAUAUUGUCAGCAAAUUGCAUGAAAGGCCAAAACCAGCACUGUCUGUCCGCCUCUCAGCGCUGCCCCACUUCUUUAAAAAUUGAAUUUACUUAAACACCAGGGCAAACAGACUCAAACAAGAGUAAAUAGUGCAUUUGUUUGGGACUAUUUUUAAAGGUGGUUUAAUACAAAUUUUUGCUCUAGUGAGUACUUCCUGUGGCAGGAUGGUGUCUGCGCAAAUGACUCCAAAUAUACUAUGGUGCCCAUGUUUACUGUAAUAGAAAAAAUGUCUCCAAGUGCAAUUGUGUGGCACGUGGAUGUGAUUUUCAUAGUCUGAGCUCUGUGGAAAAGACGUUUUUGCAAUAUCAGAUUCACAGUAUUUGUUAAAAGGAUAAUUUCAUUGUUGGUUUUGGUCUUUUCAUGGGAUUUGUUGGAAAUGAGAAAAAUAUAGAAUAUUACCAGACUAAUGCUUUAAAGCCAAUAUAUGCAGCACAUGAGCAUUUUCUGAGUUUGCCAACCCCUAGUGGUAGUUUCAAAGAAGGCACCAUUGGAGACAGCAGUGUGAAACAGAUGAGCCUGCUCUAUGUAACGAGAUGUAAAACCA